Sceloporus undulatus (fence lizard) is the source of this 4284-nucleotide messenger RNA. Its product is annotated as E3 ubiquitin-protein ligase E3D-like. Gene Ontology annotation, molecular function: ubiquitin protein ligase activity; cyclin binding; ubiquitin conjugating enzyme binding. Gene Ontology annotation, biological process: protein monoubiquitination; proteasome-mediated ubiquitin-dependent protein catabolic process; protein autoubiquitination. The coding region runs from base 39 to 1238 and encodes 399 amino acids. NCBI's taxonomy places the organism in Eukaryota, Metazoa, Chordata, Lepidosauria, Squamata, Phrynosomatidae. The record is from RefSeq and is a predicted model, not a curated record. The transcript has 10 exons. Gene Ontology annotation, cellular component: ubiquitin ligase complex; nucleus; cytosol.
GAAGAGCUUCCUGGUCUGCCUUUUCCUUCCUGCCCCACAUGGGCUCCUUCCUUGGGCAAAACCCCAUCUUUUCUUGGCUGGCACUCAUGGCACUGUUCCUGGAGGUGAGGCAGAGGACCCAGACAGGGCUUCUCAUUAUCAGAGAACUGAAGCUGGAAAGCUGGCCUGUGGAUAUUACUGUGAUGCCAUCCUUAAUAGAGCUUAAAACUGGUGAAGACUGCAAGGCACUGAAGCUUCCACAAGAGGUCAAACUUGUUCCUUCUUCAUGUCGUGGACUGCAGUAUGUGCCUGGUGAUGGCUUACAUAUGAGAUUUCUAGUUCAAGCAAGUUUAAAUACAGAAAUGCUGCCAACUGUUGGUGACAGUCUUAAAUCCAAAAAGCGCUUCACCUUUUACUGCCAGACUUGUGGCGAGAGUAUAAUAAGUGAUCAGACCUUUCUUAGAGUCCUUUCCCUUCCCAGUGAAAACUGGAGUGAUUUGGUGGACGAGUGGUGUUGUCACCCCAACCCCUUCAAUGAGAGUGCGUUUCAUCCACAAAAGAAUGACUGUUUUCUGGGACACAACUACUUCCUGAUUAAUCCAGGAAACGAGUCACCUGAAUCAGGAUUUCAAAUUUGUCAUUCAGAAUCUCAGGAUCCUUCUUCCAAAAACAGUGGCUCUGCCUCGAAUUCUGAGGCAAAUAGCAGAGUAAUUUGCAAGCGCUGCAGAACAUUGCUGGGAGAGGUUAUGCCCUCAGGUGUUACAAAAUACUAUUUCACUGAAUUGCUUGUUCAGCCAUCAGAAGACUGCUUCAACGCAAUACCAAGGUCUCUCUUUAUACAGAGUGCUGUAGCCCGGUGCCUUGUAGAGCUUUCUUCUUCUAGAAGCACAUUUAGAUUCAGCAUAGAAGGGACUGAUGGGGCAGUCUACAUCCUGAUCUGGCUACUAAAUUCUGACACUUUGCUGGUGGAAUCUUUGGGAAACAUUGCAUCCAGUGAGGAUUUUACUUUACUUGAACAUGCCAUGCCAUCUGAUUCAAGGCCUUCAAAGAUUCAGAAAGCUAUUAAACUUCUUUAUCAUCCCUGCAUAAAAAGCAGAAAUAAAGAUCUUUAUGAUACUUGGAGAAAUGACACUGGAGUACAUCCUCUAAGAUUUCCAUCAAAAACCUGUUUGGAUCUCCUGCUGAUACUGUCUCAGAGUACUGCUUCAUUGCCACCUUCCCUCCAAUGGAUGAAUUCUUUCCAGAGAUACUUUCUGUGACCUACUUGAGCAACUGUGAAAAAUGAUUUUGCCAUCCUUUCAUGACAGGGAAAUCUCAAAGAAGAGUUCAGAAGUAUCUUAGUUUAGGUAGUUCUGAUAGGAUGAGCAUUGUUUGUACUUGUCUCCCUAUAUUUCUCAUUUAUUUCUGUCUUCUUAAUGUGCAUGACCACUUGCUAAACAUAGGUAGAUACUUUAAAGGACAAUUUCCCCAAAACGAGAGUAAUGUGGAACAGAAAGCAAUCAAGAAGAUUUUUUUAAAAGGUACAAAGCAUAUUUGGUAAGUGUAGGAAUGAAGAAAAUCUUAAAAGAUUAUUUCUGUGACAAGAAGUUACUGUAAAUUGAUAGAAUUAUUAUUCAAUCAGCCCACAGACUCUACUUGCUCAUCCCUCUCUUAAGGGAAGAAAUGGUGUGUGUGUGUGUACCAAGACUGAAAAAUCUGUUUCCAAUUUCAAAAACAGUUAAAAUGUAAAGCUACUAUCUAGAAAUCCCAUUCUUUCUUCCAUUCUUCAUUUGGCUUAUCUCCUAAAGAAAACAAACUGAUGGUAGUUCCAACUCAUUUGAAUUCCCUCCCCUUGUGCCUGUGACCUGCCUGGUUUACUUGGAACAAGUCCUGUUGAUUUCAGUCAGUUCCAUAUUUUGGUGACUAUUAAGAUGAAUGUUUAGAACAAUGCUCAGAACAAUGGAAUUUUACCCGGUUUUAUCAGUGAGUCUGAAUGGAAGCUUAAAACACACAGCAAUGAAGUUUUUAAAAAUUUACAACAAUAAAUUGUUAACUCAUUGCCAGGAGCCCCAAGUAACUCAUGCAUGCUUUCUAGGGCUUGCAGAGGUAUGGAAGCCUAGGAAGUUCCUUGAUACAGAAUAUCUUUCUGAAAGCAAAUUAACUUGGCUGUACUGUACCUUAUUUUGCUCAAAGUCCACACAUAUAUGUGGCUAUACCCAAUAUUCUGCAAAUAGACCUUUGUGUUGGAAUAGUGGCAAGCUCUACACUUGAGUCAUUAUAAGGUUGGUAACCAUUAUCGGGUUAAUAUAGAGUUCCUGAGGGUAGAUGACUUUCACCUGUGUGUGUAUAGCUCUAAUUAAGUUUUCACCCUUAAUAAGGCUGGCCUUGUAGUGAGCUCUCUCUCUCCCUUUUGCUCACUCUAUCCUUAGCCUUUCUUUCUGUUGUAUUAUGCUUGUGUUAUGUAGUUUAUAUUAUUUGCUAUUUGUUAUUAUGUAUGCCAUUGUUAUGCUUUAUUUACUAUCAUUUGUAUAUAUGUGUUUAAUGUGAUUUUGUUAUACUGCUUUGUUACCCUUUUUAAGUAUUUAGAUAAAAACAUUUUAUACUACUUUGUCCCUUUAGUCUCUUUUCAAACCCAUUGUUACAACACUUUGUUCAUGCUAUAGAAUUUGCAUUGCUCUCCUCUUCCCCAACCCUCCAGAGCAGAUUGAAAGACCCAUGGCUGGUAGUCUGCAAAGCAAUUGGGAAUCCAUUCCUCCAGUGAUUUACAUUUUAGUGAUGGCUAGAUAGCUAUAGAUGCAACUUUUACUUUCCAGUAAUGAAUUCUUCCAUGCUAAGUCCAUUUCAUUCCCAACUAGAGUAGCCCACUGAAAUGAACAGGACCUUUUAGUCACCACUUGUAGCAAGUCCCAAUGAUUUCAGUAGGGCUCCUCUAGUUGAGAGUAAAACUGGAUUUAGCACUUACUGGUAGUCUUCUGUGUUGCUCCCAUCUGCACCCCCAUUUGCACCAUGCUUUUCACUCCAGUUUCAAUUUACUUAUUUAUUAAAAUUAGUUAUAUGCUGCUUUUCCCCUGGAGAGGCCAAGUUUAUUACCCUAUCAUAGGGCUUUCUUGGCAAGAUUUGUUCAGGGGGCUUGUCUUUCUCUUCCUCUGAGGCUGAGAGAGUGUGACUUGCCCAAGGCCACCCCAGUGGGCUUCAGAUCCUGGGUUCCAGAGUCAUAGUCCAGUGCUCAAACCACACUGAUUCUCUUCCUAAAACAAAUACUUUAAAAUAUAAGAAUAAAAACAUAUUGAAAGAGUGCAAAAAGUAAGAGAAAAUGCCAGAGGGGAAAAUAUUCCAGCGUUAGAGAAAGGUAAGAAUUAGAUUCCAAGACGGUGUCAGUCAUCUUAGAAUAUAGCAGUGGAAGAUGGCUAUAUUCCACUUUCCCCUUCUGUUGGAAGAUGCAAGGAACCAUUCUGCCUUGUCAUUUGCUCCCAGGGUAACUGAAACAGAAGUUAGCAGAAGAAUGAAAAGCAGAAGAGCUGUUUACUAUGAGGAAGGGGACCAAGUGGAGCAUUAGUUAAUUUUAACUUUUUUCCAAACUGCUUACAUACACCACAUGCUCUGUAGCCUGGUCUUCUUUUUGUCUGCUGCAGUUUAGAUCACUUGAUAUACAUGCACACACACACUGCUCCAUUUGCUUCAUUAGCUGAGACUUGCCGAUCUUUGCAGUAAUUGCUGGACUACAAAAGCAAACAGCAGCUGGUGUUGACUAGGAAAAUCUUGAAUUCUGUGGAGGCUUUUGGAAGUCUACUCUUUAAAAGCAAAGAUACUGUAGAACAGGAGCACUAAAGUUCUUUGGCAAGAAAGAAAGUUCUUCAGAAGAAACACCCAAGUUUAGGUUUAGAUGUGGUAGCUGAGAUGAAAAGUCGAAAUGACACUCCUCCACUGUUCCCUUUUUAAUGGAAGGUGAGCUAAGAAAAUGGUGCCCAUCUGCAAUCUGUCAGUAAGGCUAGCUCUGUAUCAACCUUUAUGCACUCGUCUCACUGUUAUUCCAAGUGAGGAUGGAAAAGGAAGUGGUUAUAAUUGAAUGUAAGGCAGUGUGGCAUAGUGGUAAGAGUGCUGGACUACGACUCUGAAGAUCAGGGUUUGAAUGGUUCAGGCAUGGAAACCAACCGGGUGACUUUGGGCAUGCCACACUCUCUCAGCCUCAGAAAAGGGCAAACCCUCUCUGAACAAAUCUUGCUGAGAAAAUCAAUGAUUUUUGUCUAGGGUCUGCCAUAAAUUGGAAACGAUGUGAAGGCACGCCACAAUAACAAGGCAUAUUGUGAGCAGAAAAAAAGAAAAAAA